This is a messenger RNA of Zasmidium cellare ATCC 36951, 1641 nucleotides long. RefSeq lists its product as uncharacterized. The coding region runs from base 1 to 1641 and encodes 546 amino acids. Lineage: Eukaryota; Fungi; Ascomycota; Dothideomycetes; Mycosphaerellales; Mycosphaerellaceae. Gene Ontology annotation, biological process: transmembrane transport. The record is from RefSeq and is a predicted model, not a curated record. The transcript has 6 exons. Gene Ontology annotation, cellular component: membrane. Gene Ontology annotation, molecular function: transmembrane transporter activity.
AUGGCGGCCGGCGACCAGGGAGCUUUUGAAUUGGCGAAGCUGCCAAAGAGUACCGUCUCGGACAAUGGCCAAGACACGCCCCAGGAAACGUUCCUGGACCCAGGCGAGUGGAAUGCCCUCGAUCCGGUCGCAAAAGAGGGUUUCACCGUUCAAGAUCAGCGCGAUAUGAAACGAAUGGGCAAGCAGCAGCAGUUCCGGCGAAACUUCAAGUUCAUUACCACGGUGGGCUUCACGUGCUGUGUGAUGGGCACCUGGGAGAUCUUGAUGACCUCCAAUACCCAGGCUUUGCUGGCAGGCGGCUCUGGAGGAUUGUUCUGGUCGCUAUGCUGGUGCUACACAGGUCAAACAUUUAUCGUGCUGUCUUUGGCCGAGAUGUCUUCAAUGGCUCCUACCGCGGGAGGUCAGUAUCAUUGGGUCAGCGAGUUUGCUCCACGCAGUCAGCAAAAGCUGCUCAGCUAUCUGUCUGGCUGGCUUUCGACAAUCUCGUGGCAGAGUAUCGUGGCACUCGACUGUUACCUGGUCGGCACCAUCGUUCAGGCCCUGAUAACCAUCAACAAUGAGUCUUACGGGGCGACAAGGUGGCAAGCCACUCUGCUUAUCUUCGCAUCUGUCAUUGGAAUUGGAAUCUUCAACGUCGUCGGUGUCAAGCAUCUUCCACUUGCCGAAGGUGUCUUUGUGGCCAGUCACUUCUUCGCUUUCUUCCCCGUCAUCAUUGUCAUCCUGGUACUUGCGCCGAAGACAACUCCUACGGCAGUUUUUCUGACCUUCACGGACAAUGGAUCGGGAUGGCCAAGUGUUGGAUGGGCUACACUCGUGGGUCAGGUCAGCGCGAUGUUCAGUGUAUUGGGCUCCGACUCGGUUGCUCAUAUGGCGGAAGAAGUCGAGGACGCUGGACGAGUCGUGCCACGAAGCAUGGUUUGGUCGUUCCUUCUCAACAUACCUUUCACCUUCGGCAUGGUCAUCAGCUACCUCUUCUGUAUGGUCAGCCUGGGCGAUGCUCUAGAAGAUCCACCCGGUUACCCGUUCAUCUAUGUCUUCAGGCAAGCUACUGGCAGUCGCGCUGGCACGACAGGAAUGACUGUUGUCAUCUUGUUUCUCCUCAUCAUGAUCACCAUCAGUGCAAUGGCGUCGACUUCUCGACAGACGUUUGCUUUCGCUCGUGACAACGGUCUGCCUUUCUCUUCCUGGCUAGGAGCGGUUCACCCCACCUGGCAUGUCCCGCUAAACUCCAUCAUUUUCACCAUGAUCUUCACGAUUAUCAUCUCUCUCAUCAACAUUGGCAGCACAGCCGCAUUCAACGCCAUGCUGUCCCUCUCGACCGUUGCCUUAAUGGCCACCUACGUGGUGUCCGUGACUUGCGUGCUGAUCCGACGGAUCAGAGGACAGCAUCUGCCUUCUGCGCGAUGGUCUCUGGGUCGCUGGGGACUUCCAGUGAAUGCACUGGCUCUGGUAUAUGCCUGCUGGUCGUUCUUCUGGAGCUUCUGGCCGAAUGCGUACGCCGUCAACGCCGAGAAUUUCAACUGGGCUUGCGUGUUGUUUGUGGGGUUGAUGGGGAUUGGGACAGUCCUUUACUUCACCCACGCCAGGAAGACUUACGAUGGACCUGUGGCAAUUGUGAAGGAUGAAGCGGAGUUACAGUAA